UUACCCGAAAUUAUUGGGCACUCAUAUUAAUAGUUUUUCCAAUUUUCACAUUAUUUGGCAAUAUAUUAGUGAUAAUGUCUGUGUUUCGUGAACGUUCCUUACAAACGGUUACAAAUUAUUUCAUCGUUUCACUGGCAAUAGCAGAUCUUUUAGUAGCUGUAGUUGUGAUGCCAUUUGCCGUCUACGCUCUGGUAAACGUUACAUGGGGCUUACCAUAUUUUGCGUGUGAUUUUUAUAUAGCCAUGGAUGUGAUAUGUUCCACUUCAUCGAUUUUUAAUUUAGUUGCAAUAUCAGUAGACAGAUAUAUCGCUGUGACACAACCAAUAAAAUAUGCCAAGCAUCGGAACAGUCGACGUGUUUGUCUAACCAUUGUCAUGGUAUGGGCGAUAUCAGCAGCCAUUGGUUCACCCAUAGUUUUAGGUCUCAACAAUACACCGGAUCGUGAUCCCAGUCUGUGUAUGUUCUAUAACACAGACUUUAUAGUAUAUUCAUCGUUAAGCUCAUUCUAUAUACCCUGCAUAAUAAUGGUGUUUUUAUACUGGAACAUAUUCAUGGCCUUGCGUAGUCGUGCCCGUAAACAGCGUGCGGCACGAAAGCCUCAUCUUUCCGAACUGACGGGCGGAAGUGUCAUUGAGAAUAUUGCACAGACACGGAGAUUAGCGGAAACUGCGCUGGAUAGCAGUCGACAGGGUGUACGGAUAAUGCCAGAUGAACCGGCAACGAAUACAGGAUCUGGGUCAAAUGAGGAGGAGGAUGAAAAUGCCAUAUCACCAGACAUUGAUGAUUGCCAUGUAAUUGUCAACGAUAAAUCCACCGAAUUUAUGCUGGCCACUGUGGUGGAGGAGACGGGCAAUGUGGUGGCCCAAAUUACAACCCAGCCGCAUCUUAUGGUAGCGGAUUCAAAUGGUAAUCAUGAUUCUGGUUAUGCACCAUCAAACGUUGACGAUGUCCUUACAGGAAUUGCUGAAGACUCAUCACCACCUGACAGUCCGGUAGCCAGUGGGACGACACUGCAACGUUCGGCUAUUAGCAGUAGGCGUAAUACGGGCGAUGUAUCACCAAAACGGGAACAUGCCUUAAGUGCUGCCAUGAAACCAUUAUCGUUUAUGCGAUACGGAGUACAGGAAGCCAUGACAUUGGCACGCAACGAUUCCACCCUAUCGUCAACAUCGAAAACAUCCUCUCGCAAGGAUAAGAAAAACAUUCAAGCAUCCAGAUUUACGAUAUACAAAGUCCACAAGGCAUCCAAAAAGAAACGAGAAAAAACCUCAGCGAAAAAGGAAAGAAAGGCAACAAAAACCCUGGCAAUUGUUUUGGGUGUUUUCCUCUUCUGUUGGCUGCCAUUUUUCUCCUGCAACAUUUUGGAUGCAAUGUGUUCGAAAUUCGACAAAGAUUGUAAUCCCGGCGUGACGGCAUUCAUUUUCACCACCUGGUUGGGUUACAUAAAUAGUUUUGUAAAUCCCAUUAUUUAUACGAUAUUCAAUCCUGAAUUUCGUAAAGCAUUCAAAAAGAUUAUGCAUAUAGGGUGAUUAAAAUUACAGG
Molecule: messenger RNA, 1542 nt
Organism: Musca vetustissima
Lineage: Eukaryota; Metazoa; Arthropoda; Insecta; Diptera; Muscidae
Gene: Dop2R
Product: dopamine D2-like receptor
Exons: 8
Biological process (GO): adenylate cyclase-activating adrenergic receptor signaling pathway
Cellular component (GO): membrane
Molecular function (GO): G protein-coupled receptor activity; dopamine neurotransmitter receptor activity, coupled via Gi/Go
Source: RefSeq, a predicted model, not a curated record